Messenger RNA from Pimephales promelas (fathead minnow), 1641 nucleotides. It is a transcript of the gene steap3, whose product is annotated as STEAP family member 3, metalloreductase. Gene Ontology annotation, biological process: copper ion import. Gene Ontology annotation, cellular component: endosome; plasma membrane. The record is from RefSeq and is a predicted model, not a curated record. NCBI's taxonomy places the organism in Eukaryota, Metazoa, Chordata, Actinopteri, Cypriniformes, Leuciscidae. Gene Ontology annotation, molecular function: ferric-chelate reductase (NADPH) activity; cupric reductase (NADH) activity.
CUCGUGUCUAUAUUGCACAGUGACGGAAGCGCGCACCGUCCUGGAUCAGCACAGUCCAAGAACCGCCAGAGAAAGUUGUUUGGAAGUGGUUGAUCAUGGCAGAAGAUCUGACGACUCCCUUGCUCUCAGACUCUGAAGUUGCUGAUGCACCGGGUGUGUGUCUAACCAGCCAAACGGUGGCCAUACUCGGCUCCGGAGACUAUUCCCGCUCGCUGGCUCGGCGGCUGCUAGCUUGUGGUGUUCGCGUGGUGGUCGGGAGUCGGUGUGUGAACCGCAUCCCAUCAGGACUGUUUCCUGAUGCAGUGGAGUUGAGGAACCAGGAGGGGGCAGCAUCACAAGCAGUGUGUGUGGUGUUUAUGGCCUUGUUCCCUGAGCAUUACCGCUCCCUGCUGGGACUACAGUCUGCACUUGCAGGGAAAGUGCUUGUGGAUGUUAGUAACGCAGCAGAGAUGAAAAUCCAUGGGCCUUCCAAUGCGGAGCGACUAGCUGAACUGUUUCCAGACAGUCUGGUGGUCAAAGGAUUUAACACAGUUUCAGCCUGGGAGUUGCAGACUGGACCUCAUGAUGGAAGCAGACAGGUCCUGAUCUGCAGUAACAGUACUGAGGGGAAGAGGAAAGUUGUGGAGUUGGUUCGGAAGAUGGGCUUCCACCCGCUGGAUGUGGGCGGCUUGUCUGCUGCUCGAGAAAUUGAGGUUGCAUCAUUGCGCCUGUUCCCAUCUUGGAGCGGCGCGAUCAUUGUCACCUUCCUCCUCUUCUUCUUCUUCUACGGCUAUGGCUUUCUGCGGGGAAUUCUGCUGCCAUUUCUUGCACAAGGACACAAUGCUUUCUACCGUCUCGCCCUCAGUCUGGUGAAUGAGAGCCUGCCAGCAGUGGCCCUGGUGACCCUGGCACUUGUAUACUUACCAGGCUUGUUUGCUGCGUGGUUGCAGCUCUGGAGGGGCACCAAAUACCAGCGUUUCCCAUCAUGGUUGGACUACUGGUUGCAGCGGAGGAAACAAUUGGGCCUGUUGAGCUUUCUGUGUGCAGCGUUGCAUGGUGUCUACAGCCUUUGCCAGCCGCUGCGCAGAAUCACACUGCACAGGCUCGUCAAUACUGCCUACAGACAGGUGAAAGCAGGCGUAGAGGAGCCCUGGGAUGAGCUGGGAGUUUGGCGAUCUGAACUGUACCUCUCUUGUGGAGUGUUGGGCCUGGGCGUCCUCUCUUUACUGGCCAUCACUUCCCUUCCCUCAGUGGGAAACACCCUCAACUGGAGAGAGUUUACCUUUGUACAGUCAGGUUUGGGCUACAUAGCUCUGACUCUGUCCAUCAUGCACACGCUCUUCUUUGGUUGGGAUCUCGUCUUCCACAUCGAGGCGUACCCGUUCUACAUGCCACCCAGUUCUGUGUUGGCCGUGGCUCUGCCCUGCGUCGUCCUGCUGUGCCGAGCCGUUCUGCUGCUGCCAUGCAUCUCCAUCAGACUGGCACGGAUCCGCCGCGGAUGGGAGAGCAAACGCAACUGUCCAGUCUUACAGACUCAUGUGGCGGAUGAUGGAAUAGCAUAGGAAGUCUGAGAAGAAGUACUAGGAGGAAUAUAAGGAGGACUUUUAUUAUAGGAUGAAGUGAUACGCGGAUAUACAGUUGCAGUGCCCAACAGUUUAAACA